Messenger RNA from Hymenoscyphus albidus, 1568 nucleotides. Lineage: Eukaryota; Fungi; Ascomycota; Leotiomycetes; Helotiales; Helotiaceae. The record is from the annotation of a GenBank genome assembly.
AUGUCCGUCUCGAAUCUUGCUUCCUUCGAGUACCUGGAGAAACUUCCAGGUACCACCUUUAAGAAAUUAUACAAGCAGCCCUCUACUGCUUUGGCUAUCUUUCGGCGCAUGCUGCCGCAUUUAGGCAAGGAUCUUGUUCCGUAUUUGAGACGGCCUGUUGACAUUGUGCAGGAAAGACCUUUGUGAUGUCUCUACUAUAUAUGAAUAAACCAUUUCCAUUGACAGAUCUGGAUCUUUGGGUCCAUCCGAAUAGCAAAAGGCACCACCACUUUCAUGAAUUGCUUUGCUUUCAACGCUGACAAUCGGGAAGACAGAGAGACGAAGCCCUAUCCACACUCUCGCGACUCCACAUCAUUACGGUCACCGCGCCGAGCAGAGAUGAGCCCCAAGUCGUAUCAUUGACGCCAGCUUUCGGAAAAUCGUUGCGACUGGCCCUUACGGGCGGAGGUGAUCACCAAUCCUUUGGUGUACCCUCCAGCGAUGCCGGAACUGCCAAUUUGGAUAUACCCUUUCUUGACGAGUACGCGCGAUCACAAUGGGAGGGGAUAUUACAUUACGUGGUUAGCAAUGUUGCGGAUGGCUCACGCCACGGUGGUCCUUCCCCCAGUAGUGGUGUCAAGGAGCUACUCGAGCUCGGAAACUUGGUCAGUCGAGGGAAACGUGUAUAUGGUGGUAUCACACAAGCCGGAUUUUCAUUUCUGUUACAAGAAGUAAAUGCGCAAGUAUGGACACUUCUGUUAUUGUGGAUCGAAAAUGCUGAGCGCGUUGGUUUACCCCUCCACCAGACGGCGCAUGCAUGCUAACUCAUAUAGCUGGAAAUGGUCGCUGUUGAAGUUCUAUCAUUCGUCUUCAUGCUUGGUUCAUUGGAACUUGGGCGCGCCUACAACAUCCGAACGCUAAAGGACUCGGAGAGGAAGAUGCUACCAAAUUUGGUGGAUUGUGGUCUGGUCUACAUUCCCCAACCAACACCGAAUCAAUUCUUUCCUACAAGACUAGCAACGACACUCACAUCAGAUGCCAGCGCUCUUCGAAGUGUCACUGCUGGAUUUGAUAGUGCCCUAUCAGCUGGAGCUGGAACCACUGGUUUCAUUAUUAUUGAGACGAAUUAUCGUCUUUACGCAUAUACCUCCUCCCCUCUGCAGAUUGCGGUCCUUGCACUUUUUACCAAACUCACUACUCGUUACCCUAAUAUGGUAUGUGGCCGGGUGACUCGACAGUCGAUUUACGCGGCGAUAUCUCAUGGUAUCACAUCCGAGCAAGUCAUCACAUAUCUUUCCACGCAUGCACACACGCAACUUCUCAAAGCUGCAGCUGCAAAGGGUGGCGGUCCAGUGCUGCCUCCAACCGUUGUCGAUCAAAUCAGGCUUUGGCAAAUUGAGAACGAACGAAUGAAGUCGACUCCCGGGUUCCUAUUCAAAGAUUUCGAGGACCAGAAAGAAUACGAAGCUUGCCUGAAAUAUGCAGAUGAGAUUGGCGUAUUGGAAUGGAAGAGUGAUGCCAAGCGGAUCUUCUUCGUCACCAAGAUGGAGCAAUUACGAGAUUAUAUCAAGAGUCGGAAAGGCAAGUAG